Molecule: messenger RNA, 781 nt
Organism: Mytilinidion resinicola
Lineage: Eukaryota; Fungi; Ascomycota; Dothideomycetes; Mytilinidiales; Mytilinidiaceae
Exons: 1
Coding region: 164-781 (205 amino acids)
Source: RefSeq, a predicted model, not a curated record
AGAUGCCUUGGUGGAGGAGCUUGAGGUUUUGAUCUGACGCGAGAGCAUAUUUAGCAGAAGUUUCAAAAGGAGUGAGAAAGGGACAGAUCCCAGAUCCUCCUAGCACGCAACAGCUUAGAAGUACCACACGAUUUAGCGUGAGACACGAUUUACGUGAGCAUUCAUGUCAGUCGAAAAAAGCUAUUCUAGAUGCUUUGUGCCGGAGAAUCUGACAUGUGCCUCAAUGCGACUUACCGAAGAACUUAAAGUCUUGACAGAUGAGCUACUCGCCUUUGUAGAUGUGCUGCUCGCCUUCGUGGACGUGCUGCUUGCCUUCGUGGACGUGCUGCUUGCCUUCGCGGACGUGCUGCUUGCCUUCGUGGAUGAGCUGCUCGCCUUUGUGGAUGAGCUGCUCGCUUUUGUGGACGUGCUGCUCGCCUUCGUGGACGUGCUGCUUGCCUUUGUGGACGUGCUGCUCGCUUUUGUGGACGUGCUGCUCGCUUUUGUGGACGUGCUGCUCGCCUUUGUGGAUGAGCUGCUCGCCUUCGUGGAUGAGCUGCUCGCCUUCGUGGAUGAGCUGCUUGCCUUUGUGGACGUGCUGCUUGCCUUUGUGGACGAGCUGCUGGCCUUUGUGGAGGAGCUGCUGGCCUUGGUUGACAGAGUGCUGGUCUUGGUCGAGGUGGCCAGAGUGCUGGUCUUAAUGGACGAAGUGCUUGCUUUCGCGCUGCUCGUCGUGGAGGUCUUUGUGGUUGAAGCGGAUCCGCAAGUUCCGAAUGCGGGCAGGCAGCCUGUUCCGCAGUAG